CGCCUCUUCCCCCCGCCCCGCCUGCUUGGCGGCGGAGGCGGCGGUGGCGGCAGCGGUUGUCCCUGCCUCUCCGCCACCUCCACCUCGGCCUAUCCCCCGGCCGGCGGCGUUGGCGGGGAGGGGGACAGUAGUUGUAGACGCCCGCCCCUGCCUCAGAGAAGAUACCACAUUGAAUGAACAAAGAGUGAACUUUUACAGAUACCUUUUGUAAAAGACGUAUGUGGAGUAGUGAUGUAGUUUGAACCACGAAGGAUUUCACAUUAUGAGGUGACUGGGAGUGGAGUAUUGGACAAAAAUAGAUUUUGUAAUCUCUGCUUCAUUUUUUUAGCUCCUCAGUUAUUGCACAUUCUCACUAUGUGGGGAAAGUUCAUGUUAGAAAACUGAACCGAUUAAUGGAUGAAUAUGAUAAGAUUUCUCCACCAAGUUCUCAGCCUGAUAAGGAGAAUCCCUUGUUGUUAACCUGAUGAAGCAUUCAAAGAAGACAUAUGACUCUUUUCAAGAUGAACUUGAAGAUUAUAUCAAAGUGCAGAAAGCCAGAGGCUUAGAGCCAAAGACUUGUUUCAGAAAGAUAAGAGAAGACUAUUUGGAAACAUGUGGGUACAAAGAAGAGGUUGAUUCCAGACCCAGGUAUAGAAUGUUUGAUCAAAGACUCCCAUCUGAAACUGUCCAGACCUACCCAAGAUCAUGCACUAUUUCACAAACAGUGGAAAACCGGUUAGCUCAGUGGCUGCCAGCUCAUGACAGCAGGUGGAGACUAGACUCCCUGACCUACUGUCAAUUCACCAGGGACUGUUUCUCAGAAAAACCAGUACCCCUGAACCUUAGUCAGCAAGAGUAUAAUAAUUGUAGCUCAUACAAGGUAGAGUCUGGUUACAAACACCUCUCCUCAGAAAACAGUUCCAAUGCCCAUCAAGCCAGUCAUAAACAGAUACAUCAGAAGAGAAAAAGGCACCCAGAGGAAGACAGAGAAAAACCAAAGGAGGAGCGGCCCAAGCAUAAGAGGGAGAAAAGUUGUGAGGAAAUAGAUUCAGACAAACACAAGAGCAUCCAAAGAAACAAAAAAGAGGUAGAAACAGUCAGGGUCAGUACACAAAAGCUUAAGAAUCGAAAGGAGAAAAAAAGUCAAGAUGUAGCCUCUAAGAAAGAGGAACGUAAGCAUAGAAAAGAGAAAAAGGAAGAAGGCAAAGAAAGAACAGAGGAGGAAAUGCUUUGGGACCAGUCUAUCCUUGGAUUUUGAAUCUCUUGAGUUGGUUCUCCUGAGGUUAAAUUGAAAAAAUAGUUGAGGACCUUGGUUUUAUGAUGUUCAUGUUCAUAUCACUUUUCGCAUGUGAACAGGUAUUUUAACUUCUAACAAAGGCCAAGUGAACAGGAAGUAUUUAGUAUGUUUACUCUCCAACAUAGAAAUUACUUUUCCUCAUUUUCUAAAAGCAUUAUUACAUUUUUCUUAUAUAUAAUGUAAUUUCUCUUCAUGAGAGUAGCUCUGCUUUUAUUCAUCAAAUUGCUAUGCUG
Ceratotherium simum simum (southern white rhinoceros) is the source of this 1509-nucleotide messenger RNA. NCBI's taxonomy places the organism in Eukaryota, Metazoa, Chordata, Mammalia, Perissodactyla, Rhinocerotidae. The record is from RefSeq and is a predicted model, not a curated record.